Mya arenaria is the source of this 3315-nucleotide messenger RNA. RefSeq lists its product as uncharacterized. The transcript is spliced from 2 exons. The record is from RefSeq and is a predicted model, not a curated record. Bases 195 to 962 code for a protein of 255 amino acids. Lineage: Eukaryota; Metazoa; Mollusca; Bivalvia; Myida; Myidae. Gene Ontology annotation, molecular function: zinc ion binding.
UUCAGUUUGUUAAGAACACUGUUUAAUAUAAGAGAUUUCUAUCCGAUACUUUAAAAUCGGCCGCUUAUCGGCUUUGCAAACUAUAUCUUUAGCUUUUUGUAUAAGGCUUGUAACAAACAUUAAACAAUUUUGAAUGAAAGCAUAUGCCAUAUUAGCAAAUCAUUAAAACGUGACUAGGUCAUUAUAAUUAAACGAUGGAUAGUGAUAUGAUUUAUGAUUUUCCGUGUACAAGUUGCCAAGAGAAUGGAAUGAACUCGGACUCAGUGAGUUACUGCCAACAAUGUGAAAAACUGUUUUGUAAUGUCUGUAUUAAAAUGCAUGACCGUAUUCUUAAGGAACACAAGGUUCUUGACGAGAGCCUCCAACAUUUGUGGAGCAAAGAAAAAUACGACACCAUUGUCAAAGAAAAUGACGAUGGUAACGACACCGUUCGGUUUGUCCAAGACAAUAUUCCAAACGAAAGCCAACAUAAACUAUCUAAGAAAGAGAAUGACAGUACUAACAUCAACAUCGCGUCUGCGCGAGAUAAUAUUGCAGUCAACAGCCAACAGGAAUUAUUGACCCAAGGAAAUGGCCGUGGUUACACAUCUGCUCAUGGCAUAAAAACAAAGAUCACAGGGCAAGACAUCGAUCGAGACCGCAAUGAUAUUACUCAAGCAAAGGAAGUUAUCUGUGAAGUCUUCGAAAGUCCGUUUACAACGUUAUGUGGAAUAGUUGGUAAAACUACAGUGUAUUUGGACGACAUGGGCAUCCGUAUAUUUAAAUCAGACAGAAAAGCAUAUCUCGAAAUUCCUAUACAUAUGAUAAAAAACUUUGGUCGAAAAAAAACAUUCAUGUUUUAUUUUGAUGUUGGUAAAUGCUUCUGUUUCGGAGAGGGCUUUAUCAUUAUAAAGUGCUCUUCACCUGAGGAUGCGAAUUUGACAAAUUCAUACGUGAACGAAGCUAUCAGCAAACGAAAGUAGAUUUUGUAAACAAGUGUAUAACAUAGUAGAUGAACGCAUGUAAAGGUAACAAUGUAUUUGAAACGCGUUCGGGCAUAUAUGCAGGCAUACAUGCAGUUGCAUUGUGUAACAUAGACAACAUAGACAUAGAGUUUAUUUUCAAAUUUUCGACUACUGGGCUUGUCCAUGUAUUUUCAAUUGUAUUGUUCAUGAUCGUUAAAAUAGAAAUUGAAAAUAAAAAAUAAAAUGACUAAAGCAAAUUAACUCAUAAUGGUUCGAUUUACAUUGAAGUGCCUUAGAGAUUUAUAUAAGUAGUUUUAGGCUUCAAUGUGGUAAAUUAAUACAAUUACAUUCCGUGUUAUUAUUAUUUUUUUUCUAUAAAGUACAUUCGAAUACGACAUUCCGGAUUAAAACGCAGUACAUAUAUACAUUACUGGUAAAAUUACUUUAAAGACACAUGCUUGCAUAAUAAAUGCUAUUUCAAUGACGCAUACUUUUAUGUUUAAAUCAUUUUGACAUCGUGCAAUGAUACGUUAAUGAAAUCAACAGAGUGGUAUACGGCCGUGUUGCACGACAGUGGAAUACAGACUACCGUAUUUUGCGAUAUGUAUUGCGUUAUGAUGGGUAUAUAAUAAAAACAGUAACAUCCUCUUUCUUCUCUAUAGAGUGCCUUAGAAACUUAUUGUAAUAGUUUUAGCCUUCCAUAUUGUAAACAAACACUGUUAUAUGACGUCACCGGAAGCACCAACCAAGGAUGGGGAUAGCGUGAUGUAAAAAAGAAUGACUUAAUGAAAUAUGUUACAUCUUUUUAUAGGUUAAGCUGUUCUGACUGUACAAAAUGUAAAAACAUGUCGUAGCUGUUUAAUGAUUUUUAAACAAGCGAUUGGUGAUUUUUUUUACAUUUAUAACAUUGUCAUUAAAUAUAAAAAAGAAGGUUAAAUCAUUAAAAGUAACACUCUUAUUCAAAAUCAAUACAUACGCAUGUAUAACAAACAUCAAUUUUUACGAUAAACUUUAAACUACUUACUUAAAAAUGCAUUUAUGGAAAAUACCGUGUAUUUAAUAGCAGAAAGCGAAAAUAUAUUAAAUGAUUGGUGAAUGCUAAAAGAUUUUCUUUGGUUUACAAUAUCUUCACAUAAGGUAGAAAUACCGUGUUUUAUGCUUAUUUCUUUCAAAAUAAACUCGCUAUCAUUCAUAAGAACCAUUGUUUUCGACAUGGAUUCAUCCUUUUUGGAAUAUUAAAACCUAACUAUAUUAUUAAUUGUGUUAAAUCUGAUUUGGGAGUUAGAGUGCAUCUUUAAUGUUGCGUUUUAUGCGCCAUUGUUAAUUUAAUUGCGUAGGAUAAUUCUUCAAAAGCUUACGUUAUAAGUCGGUCUAUACUUGCAAAACAAUUGAGGGUGAAACUAUUAUUUUUACAUCGGUUUGACUAUGAUUCAACCGAGGAAGUAAAUAUAGUUGUUUCUGACUACACAUUUAAAUAAAUGCAGUUGCAUGUUAUUUGUUUGCUAAUUUAUGUUAUCUUUCAAACCCUUUAUGGCUAAAACGUUUUUGGAUGACUCGAAGUGUUUUGGCAUGUGACUUCAUUUUCUUCAAAUAUUUUACAUUUUCAAAUCAUUUGAAAGGAAAGAUAAGCAAAUACAUGUCGCUUUUAUUUUUAAAAAUGUUUUCUUUAUUUGUUCCCAGUUUAAGUACAAUGAUGCUUUUUAAUAUGAAACUGUAUGAUCACAAAGUUUUAAACCUUUUGUUUUGUAAGGUAGACUGUGUGUGAUGUUUAUAGUAUCAAACAAUGACUGCAUCGUAUCUUUGAAAAGUUUUUGCAUUAGGUGCUCUGAAUUGUAUUCCUCCGUCUGCAGAUAGAGUUGGGAUCUCUUAUCAUAGAAGUUCUUUGGGUUUACCUAUAAGUUUAUUAUUAUUUGAUUCAUUGUUAAGUUUCCUCAAGUUAAUGCAUACUUUGAUAAGAUUUACCUUUGGCGUUUUAUCUUUAUUUAGGAUCGUUGAGAUAAGAGUGCGGUUUGUGCACUAAAACUGGUUUAAACCAGUACAUUUUACUGACCGCUCCAAGGCGGUACCUAGCAAUCCUUGAUAACAUACCUAGUUUUUUAUAUAUAGUAUGUAUGCACUGUGAUGCUUGUGUAGUUAUAUGCUGUUCUUCAAUGUUUCUUGUUUGACAUUAUUGGUUAUAUGACUUUGGCGUUUACCCAGUUGCAUUAAACCGGGUUUAUGUUUAAACCUUUUUGCUACUGAGCUUGUUUCUGUAGCUUUUUGCAUAAAUAUUGUAUCUUCUUUUACAUUUUCGUAUAGUUUAUUCAAAUUAACCUUAGCAGCUGGAAUAUAGAAACUGUGCUUCUACUGUUCCGUGACAUACUACGAAAUC